GUGGAUUUUUCGGAAUAAGUAGGCUUGAACCUUAUCAUCGAUUAUUUUCAUUAGAGGAUAAAUCAAUUCAAUAUACAUAUGCUGAAAAAGAAAGGGUUCCAAUGUGGUUGGCAGCCUUGUUGGUAAUGGUGGGCCCACUAAUUUUCAUGACAUUUACAGCUUUAGUAAUUAAAAGGAGUACACAUGAUUGGCAUCACUCUUGUCUAGGAUUUGCCUUAUCUAUGACAAUGACUCUUGUUGUUACUGAAAUUAUCAAACCAAUAACAGGCGCAGUUGAUUCGCCUGUAUAUGGGUUAAGUAAUUCAUCGAUAUGUACUCGGGGAGAUUCGGCAAUUCUGAGAGAUGGUUUUAAAAGUUUAGUAUCUGGACAUGCAUCUACUGCAUUUGCUGGUAUGGGUUAUUUUAGCUUAUACCUCGCUGGAAAAUUACAUGUAUUUGAUAGAAAAGGCUACACAUACAAAAGCUUUGUUGUGGUUACUCCUUUGGUCAUUGCUAUACUUAUUUGUAUUUCAAGAACUCAAGAUUAUCGUCAUCAUUGGCAAGAUGUGUUUGCAGGAAGUACUCUUGGUUUUAUAUUAGCAAUAUUUUCUUAUUAUCAAUACUACCCCAGCAUUCACUCACCAGUUUGUGAUAAACCAUACUCUGUCAGAUUAAAGAAAAAAGUGCCUGGUCGUUCUGCAGAAUUUGAAUUUGCAGAUGGCUCUAAUUUCACAGUAAAAAUUACCAGGGAAGACGGCGGUCUUGUAUAUCAAGAUAAUAGGGCUCUUCUGAGUUAUGAUGCUGAUUCUUUAGACAAUAUUAGCAAAGCCUCUAGUAGUUCUAAUGUUUAA
Molecule: messenger RNA, 830 nt
Organism: Entrophospora candida
Lineage: Eukaryota; Fungi; Glomeromycota; Glomeromycetes; Entrophosporales; Entrophosporaceae
Source: the annotation of a GenBank genome assembly